Messenger RNA from Opisthorchis viverrini, 426 nucleotides. RefSeq lists its product as hypothetical. The annotation marks the transcript as partial. The record is from RefSeq and is a predicted model, not a curated record. NCBI's taxonomy places the organism in Eukaryota, Metazoa, Platyhelminthes, Trematoda, Opisthorchiida, Opisthorchiidae. The transcript is spliced from 4 exons.
GUUUGAACAAUCAAGCGGGGGUAUGUAGGGCACUCAUCCUAGGGUGUCUGGCGAUAAUGGAUGUCGGUUUAGCUCAAGCGUACCAAUUCUUGGGCUUUAAUGUGCUUCACAGCCGCACCUGUACGCCUUCAAACUGUCAGUCUGUGAAAUAUCCAGCUAUGCUUCCCGUGAUAACCAAGCUGGCGUGCACAUUUUUGGUGUUUCACGAAUUUCGUACUAUUUGCGUUCAAGCAAAACGUAAGUUUGCCGGAAGCUCGGGGACCGCGCCCAGUCUGCACCGCCAGAAUGUCUCCAGCUACCUUAUGAACGGUGUUUCCUUAUUUAAUUAUAUUUCGGAAGCUGACAGAACAUCCGGCUCCUCUGUCUUGAAAGACACACACAGAGACCAAAUGCUAUCUAUUGUUUUUCCCCUUCCCCUCGAGCUCA